AUGGCAGCUGCCCGCCUGUCUGCACCAGGUUCAACGGGCAACAGCGUGGCAUUUGAUGACUACAGUCUCUACAGUAACCUGUCUGACGAUGAGCUCAUGCAGCUGGCCAUCGAGCGCAGUCUUGCCGAGGCCCACUCUUCUUCAUCUGACAGCACAAAGACCAUCAGCAUGCAAAAUAAGCCAGGUACAUCUGUCAGAGGCCCGACCACCUCAUCUCGGCCCCCUCAGCAGCAGCCUGCCCCAGCUGCUUGCCCUGCAAAUCCACCAAGAAACAUGACAGACAUAUGUUCUGUGAGUCACUUUACCACCGGUUAUGGCAAGCGGAUGGUGGCCUACCGUAGUUAUGAUGGUAGCCUGCAAGUUGAGCCAGAACCUGAGGAAGUGGUUGAGCCCAUUGUGAAAGCCAUCUGGAAUGGUGAUGUGGAAACAAUGAAGGAACUGAUGAAAAGACAUGAUGUUGACAUUCUUAAGGCUAAUAAAUUUGGCUGGAUUCCUGUUCAUGAGGCUGCGUGCCAUGGUCAAGAAGCUUGUCUUAAAAUUCUGCUUCGCGUUCAACCAGGGAUGAUCAAUAAGCGAACCCUGAAAAAUUACACACCCCUUCUACUGGCUGUUUCAAGGGAACAUGUAGCUUGUGUAAGCUGUCUUUUGGAAAGAGGUGCAGAUCCUGACAUUGCAAAUAAAGACAAAGAAACUCCACUGUACAAAGCUUGUGAAAGGGAGAAUCCAGAAAUUGUUGCCCACCUCCUGAAUUAUGGUGCUGCAGUGAACAAGAGUUGUAUCCAAGGUUGGACUGCCUUGCACGAGGCUGUUUGUCGUAACCACUUGGAAAUCUGUGAGAUGCUGAUCAAAGCUGGAGCCAAAGUCAACACACCCAAUAUGUAUGGCAUCACACCUAUUUUUGUGGCAUCUCAAAGUGGACGACUAGAAGCACUUCGCUUCCUUGUGAAAAACGGGGCGGAUGUUAACAGCCAAGCUUCCGAUGGAGCAACAGCACUUUAUGAAGCCAGCAAGAAUGGUCACGAUGAGAUAGUGCAGUUUCUUCUGUCUCAAAAUGCAGAUGCCAACAAACCUGGCAAGACUGGACUCCUGCCCAUUCAUAUUGCUGCCCAGCGUGGAAAUGACGGAACAGACCUCCUCCGUUUUGGCUCUACCAGCGGUAAUGACAAGGCGGUUAAUAUUGUGUCCAUGCUGAUACCUGCCACCAGCAAGGCUAGAGUCAGACGCAGUGGGAUAAGUCCACUCCAUUUGGCAGCAGAACGAAACAGAGACGAAAUUUUGGAGAUUCUAAUUGAAGCUGGCUUUGAUGUCAACGCCAUGCUGUCUGAAGGUCACUCCAAGAUGUAUGAGGACCGCCGCAGCACAGCACUGUAUUUCAGUGUCAUUAACAACAACAUCGAGGCCACCCAAAUGCUCCUUGAAGCCGGUGCCAACCCCAACCUGGACACCUUCAAUCCACUGCUGGUGGCUGUGAGACAGGGCUGUUUCAGGACAAUCAGUUUGCUCAUAGAGCACGGUGCCAACGUGAAUGCUUAUAUCCCCACUCAUCCAACUUCUUUCCCGGCUGCAGUCAUGUUCUGCAUGAAGUACCUCUCCCUGCUCAAGUAUCUGAUGGACAAUGGCUGUGAUGCCUUAUCUUGUUUCAACUGUUUCUACGGCAACAAUCCUCAUCCACCACUGAAGACCACACGCACCAGGCAUGUCUAUGACGAUCGAAACGACAACGCCCCAAGGACCUGUGUGCAGUUUUGUGAGGUGAUCUCUACAGAGAAAUAUAGCCGCUGGGCUGGACCUAUCAUUGACGUGAUAUUGGACUAUGUGGGGAAUGUGCAACUCUGUUCCAGACUCAUGGAACAUCUGGACAGUUAUGAUGACUGGGCGAACAUCAAGGAGAAAGCAACACCUCCACGCCCCCUGUUACAGCUUUGCAGACUUAGGAUCCGUAGUCUGAUUGGGACGCAUAGACUGAGGAGCAUCAACAAAUUACCCAUCCCUGGAAGACUUAUUAAAUUUCUUAAUUAUCAGGAGCGUAUUCAAGAAUUCUGA
Messenger RNA from Chanos chanos (milkfish), 2043 nucleotides. RefSeq names its product ankyrin repeat and SOCS box containing 2a, tandem duplicate 1 (gene asb2a.1). The transcript has 10 exons. The record is from RefSeq and is a predicted model, not a curated record. NCBI's taxonomy places the organism in Eukaryota, Metazoa, Chordata, Actinopteri, Gonorynchiformes, Chanidae. The coding region runs from base 1 to 2043 and encodes 680 amino acids. Gene Ontology annotation, biological process: intracellular signal transduction. Gene Ontology annotation, molecular function: protein binding.